Tigriopus californicus is the source of this 1461-nucleotide messenger RNA. RefSeq names its product palmitoyltransferase ZDHHC3-like (gene Dnz1). Gene Ontology annotation, biological process: protein targeting to membrane; peptidyl-L-cysteine S-palmitoylation. Lineage: Eukaryota; Metazoa; Arthropoda; Copepoda; Harpacticoida; Harpacticidae. Bases 380 to 1195 code for a protein of 271 amino acids. Gene Ontology annotation, cellular component: endoplasmic reticulum; Golgi apparatus. Gene Ontology annotation, molecular function: protein-cysteine S-palmitoyltransferase activity. The transcript has a single exon. The record is from RefSeq and is a predicted model, not a curated record.
GGACUAGGUACGAUCGUUGAACUGAGACAUUGAGCAUUGAGCGUUAACUCAAGGGACACACGGGCGAUUCCACCCAGGCAGACUUGGUGACGUCGUCGGUCUUCAUGCCUUCAUCUCUUCAUUCCUGGACGGCUUCAGGCCCAGGCCCAGACAUAGGACUUGGCGAUUCUGCGGUCUUGGUCUGGGAUUUGCGUUGCUAACCCGCACCGAGUGACUCUCGGAUCCAGCCUCAGCGGCUUUAAGGCGGGAAUCAAUCGUCCCCGGGGAUGUGGGUGCUGGAUCUGCUCGAGAGCAGAAUUGUUUGGACGCUGAUGAUCCCACGGAGCUGACCGCGGGUGGUGUUUGGGUGUUUGGGGUCCAAUCGGGGGCUCUAGAUAGGAUGGUGUUCCGGGCUGAUCCCUGUGGGAUCACUUGCAUCUUGAUGACUUACGCCUGCGUUCUGUACGCGGAUUACGUGGUGGUCCGCUGGAUCAUCUUGGCCACGCAAAUGCACAACAGUCUUUGGGGCGCCUUGAACGCCCUCUUGUUCAAUACCGUGGUAUUCCUGCUGGCCCUGGCCCAUUACCGGGCGGUCACGGCCGAUCCCGGUAUCGUGCCUUUGCCACACCACCGGAUCGACUUUUCCGACGCUCACGCUCGACCCGACCCGGAUGACUUGGCCCCGCCCGAGGUGGAUUGGACCAUUUGCACGCGGUGCGAGAUGUAUCGACCCCCUCGUGCCCAUCAUUGUCGAAUCUGUCAGCGGUGCAUCCGCAAAAUGGAUCACCAUUGCCCGUGGAUCAACAACUGUGUGGGCGAGUUCAACCAAAAAUAUUUUAUUCAGUUCCUGUUCUAUACCGGGGUGUUGGCGGCUUAUGCCGUGAUUUUAGUCGCGUUGUCGUGGUACACGCCUUGUCCCGAGUGCCCCAAAGAUAUUCACAUCAAGCAAACCCGGAUUCUACAUUCGGUCAUCUUGUGUCUGGAAAGUGCGCUCUUCGGCAUGUUUGUGGUAGCCAUUGGCUGUGACCAAUUCGAGGCCAUCUUCUCGGACGAGACUUUAGUAGAGCAAGCCAAACGCCAGGGUCCGUACCGACCACGCAAACCCAAGAUGGCGUUACUGGCCGAGGUGUGCGGCCGCGGUCAUCCACUCACUUGGCUCCUGCCCUGUCAGAGCGUACCGCGGGGCAUUGAGCCCAUUCAUCACUACAGCGUAUGAUCGAGACCCUCAUCCGAUCCAGUGCACUCAUUCUUGAUUGAUUUUUUUUUUGUUUCUUAACGGCACGACCUAGACUAAUCAACGGAUGGACAGCGAAGGUCCGACAUAUCCAACUCAUCCUUGUUCGAUUGGACUUUGAUGUCAGAGUUUGAUCAGCUGGGCUAGUGACGCCUGUGAUAUUGUACAAUAACUGACAUUGUAAGACGGAACCUUUUGACUCUUGGAAUCGAUUAAAAAAGCUACCCGCCCCUUACCGCUCAUUCAAA